Molecule: messenger RNA, 2274 nt
Organism: Plectropomus leopardus (leopard coralgrouper)
Lineage: Eukaryota; Metazoa; Chordata; Actinopteri; Perciformes; Serranidae
Product: transcription factor COE3
Biological process (GO): regulation of DNA-templated transcription
Molecular function (GO): DNA-binding transcription factor activity; DNA binding
Source: RefSeq, a predicted model, not a curated record
CCCUCCCUCUUGUUUGCUAAUCAUUUCAUUUUACUCCUUUUUGAAGCGGUGGCUUGUUUUUUAUCCCACUUUUCAUUUUUCCACAAUCCGCGGCUGCUCGCCUCCCUCUGAUCCCCGGCUCUCCACGCUCCGUUCUCCCGGCGUCAAGCUCUCCGGAUCCCGGCUGAUGCUCGCCUCUCUCUCCGCCGGCUCCUCUGAGAUGCUCUCCCCGCUCCGCGCGCCUCUCUCCGCCCUCUUUUAACUUCACAGAGACGCCGGUUUGAAGCCCGGACCGCUGCGAGUCGGGGCUGGGAUCUAAAACAACCCCGGAGAAACCCAGAGGGAUCCCGGGCUCUUCUUUGGAUCAGGACCCGGUACUUUGGGGAAGCUCGCUCGUGUGUCCUCCUCCACCCCCCUCCUCCUCCUCCUCCUCCCCUCCUUCCUGCAUCGCUCCUCUUUUCUCCACCUUAAUCCAGGUGGUCCUUUGGCAUUUUUGAGUGGCUGGUACAGGGAGGAUUAUUCUUCUUCUUUCUUGUUUCUGGUGAAGACAAAGUUCCCAGAAGGACACUUUGAUGUUCUCCAUCCAGGACAGCCUCCCCCGGGGGGCCCUGACCAUGAAGGAGGAGCCGCUCCCCACCGGCAUGACCCCGGUCCGCUCCUGGAUGCAGGGCGCAGGGAUUUUGGACGCCAACACAGCGGCCCAGAGUGGUGUGGGUUUAGCCCGAGCUCACUUUGAGAAGCAGCCUCCGUCCAACCUGAGGAAGUCCAACUUCUUCCACUUUGUGCUGGCGCUGUACGACAGACAGGGACAGCCGGUCGAGAUCGAGAGGACUUCUUACGUCGACUUUGUGGAGAAAGACAAGGAGUACAACGGAGAGAAGACCAACAACGGGAUCCACUACAGGCUACAGCUCCUCUACAGCAACGGCAUCAGGACAGAACAGGAUCUUUAUGUUCGGCUGAUAGACUCAAUGACCAAACAGCCGAUCCUGUACGAAGGUCAGGACAAGAACCCAGAGAUGUGCCGCGUCCUGCUCACCCACGAGAUCAUGUGCAGUCGGUGUUGUGACAAGAAGAGCUGCGGGAAUCGCAACGAGACGCCGUCCGACCCCGUCAUCAUCGACAGAUUCUUCCUCAAGUUCUUCCUCAAGUGCAAUCAGAACUGUUUGAAAAAUGCAGGAAACCCUCGAGACAUGAGGAGGUUCCAGGUGGUGGUUUCCACUACAGUCAAUGUGGACGGCCACGUGCUGGCCGUGUCAGACAACAUGUUCGUCCACAACAACUCCAAACAUGGCCGCCGCGCCCGACGCCUGGACCCCUCUGAAGCAGCCACGCCCUGCAUCAAAGCCAUCAGCCCGAGCGAGGGCUGGACGACCGGCGGGGCCACCGUCAUCCUCAUCGGGGACAACUUCUUCGACGGCCUGCAGGUGGUCUUCGGCACUAUGCUGGUCUGGAGUGAGCUGAUCACCCCUCACGCCAUCCGGGUCCAGACUCCCCCUCGUCACAUCCCCGGGGUCGUGGAGGUCACGCUGUCCUACAAAUCCAAACAGUUCUGCAAAGGAGCGCCGGGACGCUUCGUCUACACCGCCUUGAACGAGCCCACCAUCGACUACGGCUUCCAGAGGCUACAGAAGGUCAUCCCUCGCCACCCCGGGGACCCCGAGAGGUUACCUAAGGAGGUGCUGUUGAAGCGAGCAGCCGACCUGGUGGAGGCUCUUUACGGGAUGCCACACAACAACCAGGAGAUCAUCCUGAAGCGAGCGGCCGACCUCACCGAGGCGCUCUACAGCGUCCCUCGCAGUCACAACCAGCUGCCGUCUCUCACCGGCUCGGCCGCUCACUCGGGGAUGAUGGGAGUGAACUCGUUCAGCAGUCAGCUCGCCGUCAACAUCUCUGAGGCCUCGCAGGCCGACCAAGGUUAUUCCCGUAACUCGAACAGCGUGUCUCCUCGCGGCUACGUGCCGAGCUCCACGCCUCAGCAGUCCAACUACAACACCAUCACGUCCACCAUGAACGGAUACGGAGCGGGGAUGACCAACCUGGGCGUACCUGGAUCCCCCAGCUUCCUCAACGGCUCCACCAACUCUGCUUACGCAACCAUGGCAGGUCUCAUCGUCCCGCCCAUGUGAGGAGGACUCUCACCCAGAUACCGUCAGACCCCCCCGACCCCCCCUGAGCGCCGAUGGCCCCGCCCACCCGAAACGCCACAACAACAGCAAAAAAUCAUCCCGCAGGCCCCCAAAAGCUGGGACUCUUUGUCGAUUCAUUCAACGCCAUCGUGUUCGACGUGGAACU